AAAGCCCACGCCCAGCCAUCCUCGGCACCACAGGAUCUCACAGGAUCUCAUGGGGGCCCAAGCACGCAGCGCCAGUCCGCGCACUCCUCUUGUAUUUGACAUGAUGACGAGGCUGCACUUGUUGGAAUACUCAAGCCAUUGUUUUUCCCACAGCAACGCUCCUCCGAGGUCGUCCAAGACGUGCUGCGUGAUUCACCGCCCACCACACCCGCCAUCACCGAGUCGACACUCCCUUCCGUCGAGGUCGAUGCCGACUUCCCCUGACCAGCGGUAGCGCCAGUCCCUCUCGAACUAUCGAACCUACACCCUAGGGUGUGUUAGACGCCAUGUGGCUCGCACGCUCGAUAUGCGCCCUUCCGGUGCCGCUGCUCCUGCUCGUCGACGCCGCAGUGGCCGCCGCCGCCGAGCAGCAGCAAGACAGUCAGCCGCUCCCGACAGCCAUCCGGAAGAUGGCCCCCGACCGGGGCGAGAAGUUCUUUCCGCACUACGUCGCCUUCCCGUACCUCCCUAGCGAAGACAACGCCCAGAGGCCUUUCGUCGCAGCAGAUGGGGCACCGCCAAACCUCGUCGGACGAGCACGGCCAGCACUCCUAGGCCGAGACGCGGGCGAAGCAGCAGACGGACCCACAGACAAGAACAGAGCAGCAGCAGCAGCAGCGGCGGCGGCGGCGCAGAGUCCAGCGGAGCCCCGCUUCCGCCCAGCCUUCGCGGCGCACCUGGACUACCGCGCCCGCCUGAGCGGCGGCCAGGGGGGUGAGGGGGAGACGGAGGCGGAGAGGCUCUUCCGGCGGGCGGCGCGGGCGCUGGCGCGGCUCGAGCGGCGGCAGUGGGGCUGCCCGGCGGGCACCAAGAGCUGCACGACCAUCAACCAGCCCAACGCCUGCUGCCGCGACGGCGAGACGUGCUACACCAUCACCGACACGGGCCUCGGCUCCGUCGGCUGCUGCGCCAACGGCAGCACCUGCGGCGGCACCCUCAACAACUGCGCCCCCGGCGACACGGCCUGCCCCUCGGACCUGGGCGGCGGCUGCUGCAUCGCCGGUUUCUCGUGCCAGGGCAUAGGAUGCGUCCGCCUCUCCACCACCUCCCGCACCCAGCCUCCCACAACCACGCCCACCCCCUCGUCGACGGCGCCUCCCCCGCCCCCGCCGCCCACCACAUCGUCAGCCACGAGCAGCGCCGCCAGCAGCAGCACCACGCCGCAGCCCACGGCCACGCCGUCGACCACGGCGCGGACCACGGGCACCGACAGCGGCAACCUGCCCGUGCGGCCGACGGCGACCGAGUCGGACGGUUUCCCGCCGGGCUACUGCCCCACGGGCUUCUACCCCUGCACCCUCACCGCCGACGGCGCCGCCGCCACGGUGCAGAAGGAGCGGCCCAACGGCGCGGCGGCGAGGCUGGUGGGCUGCGCCGGCGCCGUCGUGGUUGGUGUUCUCGUAUCCCUGGCGCAUCUCCUCUAA
Messenger RNA from Gaeumannomyces tritici R3-111a-1, 1463 nucleotides. RefSeq lists its product as hypothetical. NCBI's taxonomy places the organism in Eukaryota, Fungi, Ascomycota, Sordariomycetes, Magnaporthales, Magnaporthaceae. The record is from RefSeq and is a predicted model, not a curated record. The transcript is spliced from 3 exons. Bases 327 to 1463 code for a protein of 378 amino acids.